AUGUUUGGGACAAUCUCUUACGAUGCAAAGGCCAAGGAGCCCCGCUUUGUGGAAAGCGAAGAACCUGCCGCAAAUAUGCAGAGGUAUAAAAGGGAUAGGACACCGCAUGUGGCGUGUGAAUACUGUCGAACAAGAAAACUCAAGUGUUCCGGGCAAUUGACGGGCUGUGAAAGAUGUGCAGCUCUGGCCUUAAAAUGCGUUUACCCUCCUACCGCCGAGGGACGCAAGUCAAAAAGGUCGAGUUUAGGAGCCGGGGCUAGCGCUUCCGAGAGUCCAGCAAAGCGAUGGGCCGUCGACGGGGUUAUAAAGCCACAAGACCUUGACAAACGGCGGCACUCGAGCCCGGUGAGGGAGGCAAGGGCUGAGAUUACAGCCCGUGGCAGUUAUCGACAAGAUGAUAUUAUGUCGGACUUCAUGGCUGCAUACGCCGAGCGCAUGAGUAGCAGCUGCGACGACUUCCUGCGCGCUGGAAGUGCCGAAUAUUUCACAAUGAGGGACCUGAACGACAGUCCCAUAUUAGACUGGGAGCUGGAAAGCACGUUCAUGUCACCAUCAGCAAUAUUUUCAGUCGAAGCUGGGGCUAAAUCAGGUCCCAGGGCACAGUCCAGCAACAAUUCAGCUUCAUCGACGCUCCAGGAGACACUUGAUCCACUUCCCGCAGAGAACCCUAACCGCAGCCUGGUGAUACAAGCGCCGCAGCCGGGAGAAUCUUGCAUUUGCAAAAGUAUUGUCAACACUGGCCCGGCAAGUGUUUACAAUACUAACUUUGUCGCAACACCAAGCUCCAUCUCUUCUAGUACGACCAAUGGCUCCACGUCUGUCCGUGUGCCCACAACAGAAUCUGAAAGAAGUUCGACCUUGUCUAGCGGCGAGCGAGACCUGCAACGAGACAAUCAGCAUCAAGAGCAGCCACGAAAGAGCGAUACGGGAGAGCCAGCGGAGAUGGAAGUCGAGAAGCCUUGCAACUGCCUCCGCAAAACGGCAUGUUUACUCGAGCACCUGAGCACUAGUGUCGUAGACGGUGUCGGUAUCCAAGAAAUCGACGUACUACUGUGCUGCUCCCGGCAGGCCUUACGAGGCUGUCAAGCCGUGGCGUGCUGCAACACUUGCUCAACCCGGUCCGAGAUCGUAACCUUGCUGGCCAUGGCGGCGCAGUAUCUUAGCAUGGUCCUGUCCAAGAUGGCUAGUGCCUGCGAGGAGCCCGGCGACACGCUGCCACGCAUAUGCUGCAAGUCAAACGGGAAUAAAGAGGAUGGAGAUGAUGUCAAUUAUGAUGACGGCGAGAGAUGCCGAAAAGCGAACCAGUUUGAUGGGCAGCAGCAGGAACGAAUUGGCAACACCCACGGCACUGCCGACAUGUGGUUCCGGUCUUACAAAAUUGACACGGCUAGGGAGGUGCGGCAGGCAGUCACGGGCCUAGUCAUGGUGCAGCUCAUGGACCUGCGUCAACUGUUAAACGUCCUUAAGGUUCUGUCAGGGACCAAGGUCGCAGCUCUGGGGACCUUGUCCCAGGUCGAGGGGAAGGUUUCGGAGAUCCGUGAGCGGCUCUCCGCUUGCGGAUCCGCACUAUGGGCUAAAGGGAUCAACGCCGAGGGCAGGGAGUAUUUUCUGCAGAAAGUCUGA
This is a messenger RNA of Pyricularia grisea, 1623 nucleotides long. RefSeq lists its product as uncharacterized. Gene Ontology annotation, biological process: regulation of DNA-templated transcription. Gene Ontology annotation, molecular function: DNA-binding transcription factor activity, RNA polymerase II-specific; zinc ion binding. The transcript has 2 exons. NCBI's taxonomy places the organism in Eukaryota, Fungi, Ascomycota, Sordariomycetes, Magnaporthales, Pyriculariaceae. Bases 1 to 1623 code for a protein of 540 amino acids. The record is from RefSeq and is a predicted model, not a curated record.